Molecule: messenger RNA, 1709 nt
Organism: Effrenium voratum
Lineage: Eukaryota; Dinophyceae; Suessiales; Symbiodiniaceae
Source: the annotation of a GenBank genome assembly
GCUCAGCUGCAGACGCGGCAGCCCCGACCAGCGUAAAACUGCUGGCUGUGGGGGCCGCUGGUCAGGUCCUUGGCCAGGAUGAGCAUGCACACCACACAGGAGUGGGUGCAACAUGCGCAGUACAACAUGUACUCAGCGCAGAGCACACACCGGAAGGCCAUGGAUCAGCAGGACCGAUCCAACAGGACCCAUGGCGAGGUGAUGUCCGACAACAUGGGCAUGUACAAUGAGCUGCAUACCUCCCUGGAGCAGAAGGUGAAGACGUCGCAGCGCCUCUUGGACAAGUUGCUGCACCGUGCGCAGUCUGUGGAGAACUCCCUGCAGCACACUAGGCAGACCCUGCAGAAGCUGGAGGAGGCCCUGGCCGCCAAGGAGGCGCCGCUGGCGCUCUGCACCUGGCGCAUGGAGCAGCGAGAACGCCGGCCGCUCCGGGAGCAGGUGCGCGACACCGUGGAGGUGUGCCUGGAGGUGGAGAAGGCCGCGCUGGUGGAUGCUCAAAGGAAGUUAAAGGACUUUAUCAAGAAGACCAAGGCGACCAUCGCGGCCUUGGAAAGCAAGUUAGAGGAGGUCCGGCACGACAUUGCGCAGAAGACACAGGCUUUAUCCGUUGACGAGCUGUGCCUACGAACCACGUCACGGAGCUUUGAUCAAGUUGCGGAGCGCUCCAUCCAGCGCCCCACUGGCAGCCCCUCCCGCAACAUGCCCCCGUCCACGCACGCGCGGCGGCGGACGGCCGGGGCCCAGGCUGCCCGGCACGAGGUGGCCUCCCAUGAGAGUGCCCGCAACGAGGUGCUGCGGCAGCAAGAGGCACUGCGUCUGAACCAGUCGGCGGUGCAUCGGGAGGAGGCCGCCAAGGAGCUGCGGGAGGAGGCCAGCAAGCUGGUGCAGCGCCUGGCGCGCGCCGCGGAGGAGGCAACGUCCAAGUCGGACAAGUCCAUGAAGGACCGGGUCAACGAAAAUCAGCAGAUGAGGAGGCGCCUGGAGCAAGAGCUCAGGGAGACCUGCAACCAGAUCAACAUGACCAAGGGCACCAUCCAAGACACAAAGUCGCAGAUCCGCUCCUUGGAGGAGCCCAUGGAGUUGACCUCGACCUGCGCCUCGUGGCGCAAGCAGCGGGCUACCAAAGAGCACAUCCACGACCCCGUGACAACCACGAUUCAGGAGCACCAGAUGACGCUCCUCCGGUGCCACGAGGAUUUGCGGCAACACCAUCAGAACGAGAAGACGAUUUUGCAAGAGCUGCAAGAGAAGAAGGAGCAGCUGAAGGAAGAUCUCCGCGAUAAGACAGCUGCUCUUCACAUCGACCUCAACUGCCUCACGCAUGAGGCGACAUGUCUGAACGGCAAGCCAAGCCCGGCCAUCAGCCGGCAGCGGCUUCCCAAGGCCAUGAAGGUUGAUCCCACCUUCGUUCCAAAUCCAGGCCACACCAUGAUUGUGCAGAUGCCACUCACAGCGCGGUGAAGUGGGCAGGAGAAGACAACACCCUGAUGAGUGGGAUGUGUCGGGUUCAGUUGGAACCUUUUGCAGCUUUCCGUGGCAUUUGAGCGAGUGGCAAGGGGACAAGAAUCCACAGAAACCGAGGACUAGGUGGUCCUCGUUGUUCCUAUCCCUCGCAUCAAACGCCAGGAGGCAGACCUUGGAUAGAAGCUCAGCAAGAGGUAACCUCUGUCUGAGCGAAAGAGCGUGAGUGCUUCUGAGCAAAACCUGAG